AUGGAUUCUGCGCUGCAAUGCAUUAUCUGCUCCGGGCAACCUCGAUUCAGCGAUGUCUCGCAUUUGCUGACCCAUGUUGCUUCCAAGUCUCAUCUGUCCCAUUACUUCAAGCUUCAGGUUCGCAGUCACCAGGAGCCUCAAGCCACUGAGCUCCUCGCAGAAUAUGACGACUGGUAUGGCACCAAUGACCUCGCUCAGUUGCUGUCCGACAGAAUGUCGUCUAAGGAGGAUCGAAAGAAAAAGAGGAAACCCCAGUCGAAGGCAACGGUCGAGGCCAAUGUUCAGAAUACGCAGAGAAGAUCACGACGAUCGAAGCCAGAACUCAUACCCCCCCAAGCCCCUGCUUUUCCCGACUUCUUGGAUCCUCGCCUGGUGGACUCCCCUGAGCAAGCGCGACUUGGAUUGAGCGCCAAGGACGAGUCACUGAUCUCAAGCUAUGCCACUCCGACGAGAUUUGCGGUGGCUGAGAGCUACGCCAUACAAGCGGAUACCGGUGUCGAUCAGACUUCAACACCACCAAUGCGCAUUGGGGAGCACGAGGGGCAUGGGCAUAAUCUUGGAUGUGCAGAGAAGUCUUAUUCCGUUUUGCCAGAAACACCGAAACGUUCCCGCACCAGAGGCAGACCGAGUGGGACGACGGGCCACAGCAUCCCAGAUCCCUUCAUGGAUGGUGGAAUACGCCGCAAGGCGCUGGAAGAGAUUGAUGCUGAUAAGGCACGAGCAGAUGAAAUGGCCAGACUCAAGGGUGUCCUGUGGCCAGGAAUGGACAUAUUUGAUUCCGCAACCCAGCAAAUGCGACGCAAGCGUAACCAGAAAAAGGACCGAAGUGUGUUGACGAUGAUGGAGAUGACAUCUUCGCUGGUGGAGCCGACUGAGCUUAUAUUUUCCCCGACGGGGAUCUUGCGGAAGCAGCGCGUGAUUUCCGGGAAUGUUGAAGAUGACAGCCCUUUGAAGGGGGAGACACCCAUUCCGAAAAGACGCAUGUCACGUCCCAAGAGAGAAGUUCUUCGUCGGGCAGACUCCAACUUGCCCCGCGCUCAAGACAGAAAGCAAGACCGAAAGCGCGCUAAACAGGCCGUGAAUGACAAGCGCAAUCGAACAGAAUUGGAAACCUUGGACGUCAAUGAUGGAUCUUCUUGUCUCUCUUUUGGGGGCCUGAAGGGCCUCAACUCGUCAUUUGACGAUGACAGUGAGAUUGGCCUCGCCGUCCAGGCGUUUGGAAAACGACGCGGCAAUGGGUUUACCAUCUUCGCGGAUGGAGAUGGCCAAGACAAGUCAGUAUUCAAAGACCAAUCCGGGCUCCCCAAGCUUCCACGGGACAAUUUGACUCCGGCGCGUUUGAUUCUGAACCAUAAAUCAGAUUCUAACAACCAUGUGGCAAAGGCUGGUUCAUCAUUUCGUGACAAGGAGAACAUUGAGCCGAUCAUCAACGCCCAGGGUCGAAUUGACUUUCACGAUUGGCCAUCGCCAUUCCCAAGACAAAGUGACACAGAGAAUACCAGCUAUACGCCUCGAUAUUACUACGACGAACCGCUGUAUGGCGGUCUUGGGCUUGAUGAUAGAUCUGACAAGACUGGACAUCGAUCCAACCCUCUGCUGCCCCCGAGCUCGAAGCUGGGAUACUUUGAGGCAAGCCCGUAUGGGAAUGACCCGACGUAUGCCAGUGACUGGACAAUCACUGGCAUGUACCACCGUGCGGUGUCUUCUGAAGCCACUAUUUCCGAGCAGGACCACCACGACCUUGCCCGUCUCUAUUUGGCCACCAACGCAGAUUAG
This is a messenger RNA of Penicillium odoratum, 1776 nucleotides long. RefSeq lists its product as uncharacterized. NCBI's taxonomy places the organism in Eukaryota, Fungi, Ascomycota, Eurotiomycetes, Eurotiales, Aspergillaceae. The transcript has a single exon. Bases 1 to 1776 code for a protein of 591 amino acids. The record is from RefSeq and is a predicted model, not a curated record.